This is a messenger RNA of Sebastes umbrosus (honeycomb rockfish), 2052 nucleotides long. RefSeq names its product P2Y purinoceptor 1-like. Gene Ontology annotation, biological process: G protein-coupled receptor signaling pathway. The coding region runs from base 186 to 1163 and encodes 325 amino acids. Gene Ontology annotation, cellular component: membrane. Gene Ontology annotation, molecular function: neuropeptide receptor activity. The transcript has a single exon. The record is from RefSeq and is a predicted model, not a curated record. Lineage: Eukaryota; Metazoa; Chordata; Actinopteri; Perciformes; Sebastidae.
UCUAUUCUAUCUCACACUCACAGAGAGAAGGACCUAUACUAACUGCUUUCCAGAAGACAAUGAACAACACAAUUUGUCAACAAAUCAGCUCUGACUUUUCAAGCAGAUUUCUGCCUUUUUACCUCUCAUAAGCCAGAUCAACCACGGAGGAAAAGAGUUGUACUAACUUCUUUCCAGAAGACAGAAUGAAUAACUCCUCUUGUCCUCGUGUUGACUUUGACUUUACAGCCAGAUUUCUGCCUCCUGUUUUCAUCUUAGUCUUCAUUAUUGGUCUGGUAGCUAAUGGAUGGGGAUUGAAGUCUUUGCUCCACAACUGGAAGAAGCUGGGUAACGUCAAUGUGUUCAUUCUCAACCUUGGACUAGCAGAUAUUCUGUAUCUGCUCACACUACCAUUUUUGAUGGUGUACUACAUUUUGACAGAGAAAUGGAUCUUUGGAGAUACAUUCUGCAAGAUAACAAGAUUCUGCUUCAACCUGAAUUUAUAUGGCAGCAUCGGGUUCCUGACUUGUAUAAGUGUGUACAGGUACUUGGCCAUUGUCCAUCCAAUGAGAGUGAUGGGAAGAAUAACUGUCACUCACUCUUUGGGGAUCUCAGUCAUGGUUUGGCUGUUGGUGAGCAUUCAAAGUCUUCCAGACAUGUUCUACAGCAAAACACCUCUAAACAACACUGAGAAAUGUUAUGAUACCACCAGUUCCAUCUAUGUUGAGGAUUACCUGAAAUACAGCCUUGGAUGGACACUCACUGGGUUUUGUAUCCCAUUCCUCAUCACACUGGGCUGCUAUGGACAUGUGAUUGUCGUUCUCUGCCGCACAAAUACCACCGACAAGGUACUGAAACAGAGAAGCUUGAAGUUGUUGCUCAUCUUGAUCCUUCUCUUCUCUGUUUGCUACAUCCCCUAUCAUGUACUGAAGAACCUCAGCCUCUGGUCAAGAGUUUUGAGGAAACAGAAUAUAUGCCGUGAAUGGUCCAAUGGAGUCUACAUUGCUAAACAGAUAAGUCGUGGCCUUGUGUGUCUGAACAGUGCUCUCAACCCUCUGGUUUACCUCCAUGUAAGUGAAGAUAUUCCUGCUCAGUUCAGACAGCUUCUCCAGCGAGCUCGUCAGAUGUUCAGCCAUCCGCCUCCAACAAACUCUAGUAGUGUGGCCAUGGCUCAGAUCACAUAAUGAAGGUGUAACACAAGAAAAAUAGUAACAUGUUAAAUAUUAUACUGUAUAUAUUAAUUGCCCGUCAAGCUGUUUUAUGGCUGCCUAUCGCCCCUAGUUAAAUUCCCCUGGUGUAAAUUGUCUGAUAUGCGAGUGAAAUUAAACAAUUGUAUUGCAUCAUCUGCCACUGUUACACAUUUAUUGUACCGGCUCAAGGUUUUAUCUAUGUGAAUGUCAUAUUACGGUUAACAAGCUCAAAAAAGCUCAGAUUAAAAAAGAAAAUGCACUUAAACUAUUCUGAAAAUGUCACUGCUCACUUUCAGAAAGGUUUGCUGAGAGAGCAUGACGACAUAUUGUGGUUACGGUGGGGAGGCUCCGUGCUAUGUAUGAUAUCUUUGGAUCGAAACAGGAAGUUCAUAGUGCGAAGGUGUAAAAAUAAAGAGGAUGCAAAUUGUAUGAGCUUCACCGACUGCAACACCCCUGUAUCAACUGCACAUCAAAGGGAUGCACAGGAAGACCAUAAAAGAAUAACGGCAGAUUAAUGUAUAUUGGUACUGGUACUGCAUAUAUACAGUAUAUAUAUAUAACUACUAUAAUGCACAAUGUGCGUUCAAAAGACAACAAGUCAUUAGAGAUGUUAACAACUAUGUCAGCAUAGUAUAGCAUAAGAAUCCUUCAACUUUAGUGAUUUUACUGUGUGGAAAUAGUAAUAAUUUUGAUUAAGCAUGGGUUGAGGAAAACAGUAUUAGACAACACAUUAAAUGAUGGUGAUUACAAAUCAGAAAAAUAUAAGAUACCAUAAACAUUCUGUAGGUACCCACGAGUCUUACAGACAUGCCCACAUUAUGAUAAUCACAUGCAAUUUUGGGGCAUGGGCAAUUUUUUUGUUUUUUGAAUGCAGUAUAAAUGU